ACAAAGACACGCGCAUCAAGCACUAUGAGUCAUGUGUUGAGAGCGCUGAGUGCUGAGGGGACUUUGUCAGCACGAACGGGACAGAGAAUGGGCCACAUCAAGCUACAUGGCAAAAUGACCGCGUGCAUCUGGACGCUGUUUUUUCUUUUCUCUGCAUCAAAAACAUCCCAUGUUUCGUCUGAGAUAUUUACGCAGACCCCUGGCAAAGUAGAGGUGAUGGUGGGUCAACCUGUAAUACUGAAGUGCCAUAUCAAAGGUGUUGCUAGUUAUAGUGACGGUGAACGUAUUUACUGCCAUUCUGUCAGCUGGCUAAAAGUGCAUCCAGCAACUGGGAAAAUGGAAACCAUCAGCUUUGAUAACGCCAAUGAAAUUGACGAAGCAUGUGAAGUAACGAUUACCAGUGCAACUCAGAAAGAUUCUGGCAUGUAUUAUUGUUUGGUGAAACCAGAUCGGUAUGCACUGCAUGGCAAUGGAUCCAGUGUCAUUGUUACUGAAAACCUUAAUGUCUCCGUGGAACUCAUCGUCUCGUCUUUGGACAAUGGAAGCAGCACAACCUUGUUCAUCUGCAGGGCAGAGGGGGUCACUUCAUCAGAGGUCCGCAUCGCCUGGAUUGUAAACGGUGAAGAACACUCUGGGUUGACGGAAUCUGUUUGGUCGGAGGGGAAGGAGAUGACCCAGGGCCUCCUCUGGCUGUCUACCUGGCAAUCUGGAGCCCAGUGCACAUGCUCGGUGGAAACCAGAGGCCAAAACAUCUCCAAGAGCCUUCAGUAUAUAGACUCGUCUUUGUGCUCCUCAUACCUGCUCUAUGGAGUCUCCGGUUCAGUACUCUUUGCUAUUGCCAUGGCCAUCUUCUCUGCAGUGAUUUUCUGUCAAAGUCGGAAGGUUAGAGGUAAAGGUCGGCGGGCUGAAAACAGAGGGCCAGAUCAUGGCAAUCGUGGAAGAUAUGACAUAAGAUCGUCCGAAAUGGAGGUGCAGUAUGCUACUUUGGAUCAAAUCCAUUUGGAACAGGCAUCCAGAGCGAGAGUUCAGUAGGUCUGCAAGAACUCACCUCAGCCAAUGCAAAGUUCAGAUGAAUGGAGUGGAUCAGAUGAAUAUGUGACUCUUUUUCCUGUUAUCCGGAAAGCAAACUUUGAUACCUGUUAUAGACCAACAGUUUUGCCUUUUUUGAGUGCAGAAGAGUCUUGGUCCUUGCUAUGGUACUACCAAUACCUAUGCUGACUGAUGUGUGUACAGCAUUGAGGGUUAGCAUAGAGUUAUCAUAUCUGUGUGAUGACAACUAUGAUGAGGCAUGAGGAAUGAGGUAUAGGUGUAUCUAGCAAAGCUUGCAGCAUUGAUACCAUUGUUAACCAACCAAAAGCCAUUUUCGAACGUAUGCAGAAUUCAAAGUCUUUGGUUAAAACACAUAGUAAAAUGGUAAUUGGUAGGUGUAGUUUUGCUUCUGUCAGUCACAAAAGAUGCCUGUGAGCACACGUAUGUCAAGUUUGAGACUCUCCAAUAAAUUUAUGUCUCAACUGCUUGACGUAGGGAGAAAACGUCUUCACUGAAUAUAUUCCACCUCGGAUAUUACAUUCAGUUCUGAACACGACUCUACCUGCAGGUUGCCUGAAUGUGCACAUCUACAUACACAUAUAUUUGCUCAUAUGAGAUGGGUAGACGGAACAACAACAACAACAACAACAACAAAAUGAUUUAGUGAUGUGAGAAAUGGAGCAAAAAACUGGACUAACAUUAGAGGCGGGGGAAUGACCUAAUGUGCUUUUAAAGAAGGAGUCGAGUCUAAACCCCCCCCAUUUUUAUUUUUGGACCCCAAAACAUUUGUGUUUUAGCUUGCUUUUUAAAUUUGCGCUUUAUCUGUUGUAUGCCGUAAUAUUUGUAUAAAUCAUAAUACUUGCCGGUCUGCCUCAGUGUUUUGUAUGCUUAACAACACAACAACAAACUAGAUAGAUUUGAAAGUUAGACACAUCAGAGACCCGAACACCUGUAUUAAAAGUAUCAAAGAUUUA
This is a messenger RNA of Alosa sapidissima (American shad), 2003 nucleotides long. RefSeq lists its product as uncharacterized. Bases 25 to 1032 code for a protein of 335 amino acids. The record is from RefSeq and is a predicted model, not a curated record. Lineage: Eukaryota; Metazoa; Chordata; Actinopteri; Clupeiformes; Clupeidae. The transcript is spliced from 8 exons.